AUGGCUAUUUCGGCUCUGCGUCAAGACACUGCUAGGGCGGUCAGAUUAGCCCAGGUCAGGGACAAUGGGACUGGUAUCCAUCCUAACGAUCGCCAGCUAGUGUGCAAACGCAGCUGUACUAGCAAGCUUCGAACUGUUGAUGAUUUGAGAAAUGUGGGUGGGAGCACGCUAGGGUUUCGUGGGGAGGCACUUGCGAGUGCUGCUGAGAUGUGCGGCGGAAUUCUCGUAACAACAAAGACGGAUGAGGAAUUAGUUGGUGCUGCUUUGAAGUAUGAUCGUGCCGGACUUCUUAUCAGUUGCACCAAAUCCUCCCACCCAACGGGAACUACUGUUCGCGUGUCUGAGUUCUUGAAAUUUGUCCCGGUUCUCAAACAGACUGCUUUGAAGUGUGCCUCGAAAACAAUUUCCCGACUAAAGAAAAUGUUGAUUGCUUAUGCACUCUCUCGCCCUGAGAUCCGGCUUUCACUACAAGUUUUAGGGGGCAAGAAUCAAUCCCCCUGGAUCUAUGCACCGAAGAAAACCAUUUCUGAUGCAAUAAUGACCGCUGUUGGCCCAGAAGUCGUUUCACAAUGCGUUAUAGUAGCAUGGCCAGAGUCCCAAGACAGCGAAGCCAGCUCGUCAUUGGGGCAUAGAGAUGACAGUGAAACUAAUCCUUUAUCCAUCCGGCUUGUUGCUGUAGUCCCAGGACCUGAUGCUGACUGCUCAAAACUCACCCGUGCUGGUCAAUAUGUUUCCAUUGACAGAAGGCCCAUGUCAACGUCCCACGGCAUUGCGAAAGAGAUCGUAAAGCUUUUCAAAUCCUACCUUCGUUCAGGAUCACUCUGCAAUGGAGGUUUGACAUCACCCGUGGAUCCAUUCCUUUUUAUUCACCUACAGUGCCCACUUGGUAGCUAUGACGCCAACGUGGAGCCAUCCAAGAACGAUGUGCUUUUUGCAGAUUCAAAACUGGUUAUGUCCCUGGCAGAGGACCUAUUCAAAAGUGUUUAUGGCGAAAUCACACCGAAGGAUACAAGGAAUACGGUCAAUACAUCACUAGGAAGCUCUGCUGAUACCGUCACCUUCUCGCGACCAAACGAAAACAAUCCCCAUGUUGCAAAGAAUUCUCAUCAGGCCAAUCCAUGGAUGCUGACCAGAAGCCGUUGUAUCACGCCUCCUAGGGAAAAUUUACAGUCCUAUGCCGCAAAAUCUUAUCUCCUUACACCUAUAUGCGAGGAUGACCGAUUUCCACCAGACACCGGUUUGAUAAACAGAAGUAGAAGGAAUUCUAUUCCAGGUAACCAAUCCUUCCCGAACCCCUUGUCUGUGCAAGGACCAGACACGAAAUUCAUAAAAUACGAUAAGUCUCUGGACCAUGUCAGAAAAUCGCACAUGAGCGAACUAGGCAAUCUAGCUCAAAAAAGCCCUACCAAAGGGGCAAUUCAAAAUAGAGAGUUAGGAGUGUUAGGCUGCCUAGAUGCCUGGUUAAGAAAUUUUCGAGAUCCCAAAAUCCAGCCCACCCAAGAAAACCAACAAAGUGGAAUCUUGCAGGACGGUGAAGUUGGUGAGGAUGGACUUAUAGAACUUGCUACUGCCGGCCGGUUUGGGGAAGAGAGCAGUGAUGGUCCCAGAAGUUACAACCAAAAGAUUUAUUCACGAGGAUCAUCGCCACGUGCAUCGCCAAAUGCCUCCGACGUUGAUAGGGAGAGUGCUCUCAUCGAUAUGCAUAUCGGUGAUCUCGCACCUAACUGGCGAAUUUGUGAACCAACAAGUAGACAUCUAAGCUCUGCGUCGCAAGAGAUGGUUGCUGACGCACUGGAUUUUGAAUACCGGAAGAGGGCUGCCAUACAGGCUCAAAGAAUAAUGCAGCGGCAGCAGGUCUCUUCUCAGACGGCCUUCUUCUCAUCGAAUGAAGUUAAUCGCACUCAGACAUCACAGAGUUCUCCAUAUCAAAAUCGAUAUCUUCGCAUCAAGACCCAAGGACAUAUUAUAAGCGCAUUAGGAAUGCCGUCCCGCAAAAUGCAGCCAUAUCGACAGGCUUAUAAAAGGAAGCGGAUAUUGACAAACCAAUUUCCAUUGGAGACGACACCAGAAGCGUAUAGGCUUCACAGAGUCAUCGUGAAUUGGACAAGUGCAGAUAACGAGACAUCAAUACCUCCGAAAGCAUUGUUAGAAACAGACGAAUAUAUCCGAACAGGACUUGUGCCUCCAUCCUCUGCAUUUUUUGAGGUGCAACCAACGGAGAUUGCUCAGUGGACCGCUCGACUACUGACGUUGAUCCAAGAGCAAUAUCAAUCUGAAAAUCCCGGUGAAGGAAUAACCCAACUCGUUUUCGAUGAGAUUUCAACAUCGCAUGCAACAGCACUCCCAUAA
Paracoccidioides brasiliensis Pb18 is the source of this 2349-nucleotide messenger RNA. RefSeq lists its product as uncharacterized. Gene Ontology annotation, biological process: mismatch repair. Bases 1 to 2349 code for a protein of 782 amino acids. The transcript has 6 exons. Gene Ontology annotation, cellular component: MutLalpha complex. The record is from RefSeq and is a predicted model, not a curated record. Gene Ontology annotation, molecular function: ATP binding; ATP-dependent DNA damage sensor activity; mismatched DNA binding.